Sorghum bicolor (sorghum) is the source of this 2446-nucleotide messenger RNA. Its product is annotated as probable folate-biopterin transporter 2. The record is from RefSeq and is a predicted model, not a curated record. Bases 180 to 1769 code for a protein of 529 amino acids. The transcript is spliced from 5 exons. NCBI's taxonomy places the organism in Eukaryota, Viridiplantae, Streptophyta, Magnoliopsida, Poales, Poaceae.
CUCUGAGCUCGGAUUUGCGUGGAGUAGCACUUCGCCUUUUGCGCAGUUGUGCCUGUAACAAUUUUUCGCAUCUCACUUCUCACCAAACGGUUGCGCUCGCAGGCUCGCAGAUUCCAGCGGCUUCUCUCUAGAUCCGCAAGUAAAACCUGAGAAGGAAUCGCUCCUGACAAGGUGCUCAAAUGGAGCACCGGGAGGACGGCCCCCUCCAACUCCAAGAAACAGCCGCCGAUGACCGUGGCAAAUGCUGUGUCGCGUCCCCCUGCGGGUGGCUGGGGCGGCUGUCCCGCGAGCUGCACUGGAGCUUCGUGCUCGCGGUCGUCGCCGUCUACGGCGCCUGCCAGGGCGUCGGCAACGCCAUCGGCGGAGUCGCCGCGGCGUACUACUGGAAGGACGUGCAGCGCGUGCAGCCUUCGGCGGCCCAGUUCUACCAGGGCGUCACGGACGCGCCGUGGAUCGUCAAACCCAUCUGGGGCCUGCUCACCGAUGUCGUCCCCGUGGUCGGGUUCCGCCGCCGCCCAUACUUCGUUCUCGCAGGCGUGAUUGGCGUGUCAUCUAUGCUCAUGCUUUCCCUAAACCACGAGCUGGGGAUCGUUCCGGCAUUGCUGAUGCUGAUAGCGCAGAGUGCGGGUGCCGCAAUAGCCGACGUGACGGUGGACGCUCUGGUUGCUCAGAAUAGCAUCACGCACCCGCCCCUUGCUGCUGAUAUGCAAAGCUUGUGUGGGUUUAGCUCCUCUGUUGGGGCGUUGCUUGGAUUCUCCUUAAGUGGCUUGCUUGUGCACUCGAUGGGCUCCCAGGGGGCUCUUGGUCUGUUGAGUAUCCCAUCUGCACUGGUGUUAUUAGCUGGCAUUCUGCUGAAGGAGAACCGUGGUACAGAAUUUGAUUACAUGCAGGUUCACAAGAAGUUCUACAAAGCAAUACAAUCCAUGGGAAGAACACUGAAGUGCCCCGAGGUCUGGAGACCAUGUGUAUAUAUUUUUGUUUCUCUCAAUUUAAGCCUGGAUAUUCAAGGAGGAAUGUUCUAUUGGUACACGGAUGCUGUUGUUGGACCAGGAUUUUCUGAGGGAUAUAUUGGUCUCAUCUAUUCAAUUGGUUCAGUUGGUUCACUAAUUGGAGUUUUACUAUACCAAAGCGCACUAAAGGACUAUCCUUUUCGGAGCAUGCUAUUAUGGGGUCAAGUGCUCUCAAGUCUAGCAGGAAUGCUUGAUCUGGUGUUAGUGACCCGGCUAAACCUGAAAAUUGGCAUGCCGGAUUACUUCUUUGCAGUGGCUGAUAACGCAGUUUCCCAAAUGGUUGGUAGGCUCCAAUGGCUACCACUACUUGUGCUUUGCUCCAAGCUUUGUCCUCCCGGCACUGAAGGAACAUUUUAUGCAUUACUCAUGUCUCUACAAAAUGCCGGGUUGCUGAUGUCUGCUUGGUGGGGUGGCCUGCUGCUGCACAUGCUGAACGUGACCCGAAUGGAGUUCAGUAACCUCUGGAUCAUCGUCUUGAUUAGAAACACAUCAAGGCUUGUCCCUUUAAUGCUACUGUUUCUUGUGCCUGAUUGUGAUCAGAACUCAACACUCCUGCCUGCAGAGAUGCUUCAUGGCAAUGAAUCAACAGAAACCACAAAAAAUGGAUCAAAUCAGUUUUCUAUUCUUGUUGGGGACAAUUCUGGCUGCAUUUCUCCUGGUGUGGCAGUUGAUAACGAGCAAAUCAAAAUGAUAGAUGCUGAAACUGAUGAUGUCGAAUUGAUCCCAUUGGUUAACAAGAGCGGGCUGACCGUCUCAUGAUGCGUUGAAUCCAGGAUCCUUAUGCUGAUUCUACUACUGGUUCUUUCCAGCCUGUUGUUGAAGACGGGAAGACUUUUUUUACUGUGACAUGAAAGACAAAGGGAACUGAAGCAUUGGAUAAUGAAGGCAGAUGAGAUACUGUUACAGGGGUAUAGUUUCAAAAAAGAUACUGUUACAGGGGUGAGGGCACCAGUCAUUUGCUGGAGUUGAUCGAGCUCAACCGUACUUUCAUGGUACAUGCUGUAGUUGUUAAUUUAGUUCAAUUCCUUCUGUCACCCUAGAUGAGCAACUGACUGACCACAAUGUUUCUUGUUAUAGAAAGUCCAUUCUUUACUCAAUUUUUUUUUAAAAAAAGGAGAAAACAUCUGGCUUUUAGAAAGCAAUAGAAUACACGGUUUUACAAAAGAAAACGCUGGGGACUCCAGCUACCCAGGCAAACCAGACAGCCUUGUUUAGCAAAACACUUAGAACAUCUGCUGCUAUAUUGAAUAGUAGAGUUGAAAGAGGGUCUCCCUGUCUCAACCCUUGGAAACUUUUAAAGAAUUCACUCCUGUCAUUUACAUUUACGCAAACUCUAGCCCAUUGCACAUAUUACUCAGUUUCAAGCACAAGUCCUUUGGCCCCCAAUGUAAACAAACCGGAAUUACAGUAAUGCGUUUCACAGAAUCAGUCUAACU